AAAAUGCUGCUCUGGACCAGAAUCGUAUUGGUUGGUCUCGUCUGCUUGUCCUUGGUCGCCUCUGGGAUGGGAUGCGGACCGGGCAGGGGCUACGGCAGGAGAAGACACCCGAAGAAGCUGACACCUCUUGCGUACAAGCAGUUCAUCCCCAACGUGGCGGAGAAGACCCUCGGGGCAAGCGGUAGAUACGAAGGCAAGAUCACGAGAAACUCCGAGCGAUUUAAAGAGCUGACUCCCAAUUAUAACACAGACAUCAUAUUCAAGGACGAGGAGAACACCGGUGCCGACAGGCUAAUGACUCAGAGAUGUAAAGACAAGUUGAACUCUCUGGCCAUCUCGGUGAUGAAUCAGUGGCCCGGGGUGAAGCUGCGGGUCACCGAGGGAUGGGACGAAGACGGACACCACUUCGAGGAGUCGCUCCACUAUGAGGGCCGGGCCGUGGACAUCACCACCUCGGACAGAGACAAGAGCAAGUACGGCACUCUGUCCCGGCUGGCGGUGGAAGCCGGAUUCGACUGGGUCUACUAUGAGUCCAAAGCCCACAUCCACUGCUCGGUGAAAGCAGAAAACUCCGUGGCAGCAAAGUCCGGCGGCUGCUUCCCCGGCUCCUCCACCGUCACCCUGCAGGACGGCACCGAGAAGGCGGUCGGACUCCUCCAAACCGGAGACCGGGUCCUGGCUGCAGACGACGAGGGGAACCCAAUGUACACCGACUUCAUCAUGUUCAUUGACCAAGACUCCACGACCAGGAGGCUCUUCUACGUGAUCGAAACCGACUCGGGCCACAAAGUCACCCUCACCGCGGCGCACCUCCUCUUCGUGGGCCACAACGCCACGGGAGGGGCGCAGCAGAUGUCGGCGGUCUUCGCCAGCCAAGUCCGACCCGGACAAAAGGUGUUCGUGUUCGAGUCCGAGCGAAGUCGACUCGAGCCCGUGACCGUAAAACGGAUUUACACGGAAGAGCACGAGGGCUCCUUUGCGCCGGUGACCGUGCAGGGGACCGUCGUGGUGGACCAGGUCCUCGCGUCCUGUUACGCAGUGAUCGAAGACCACGACCUGGCGCACUGGGCCCUGGCACCCGUCAGGUUCGCCCACUGGGUGUCCUCGUUGCUUUUCCCUUCCCAGAAGCCUCGAGUCCGCGCACAGAACGACGGGGUGCACUGGUACUCCAAGCUCCUUUAUCAAUUAGGAACAUGGCUCCUGGACAGCCACUCGAUCCAUCCACUUGGGAUGUCCGUGUCCUCAAGCUGAAACCUCCACUCCAGGAGCAGAAUGAGACUUACAUGUAGGACACACGAACUAUUCAGUAGAUUAAACAAAUUAAAUAAUAAUAAUAAUUAAACGAACGAACGAACAAACAAACAAGACAAAGGCCCCAGCGGAGUUGGGAUAUUUAUUUCAGUGACUUUUUCCAUGUGUCCCCUUUCAAAGAAUGAAUGGAGCCUUAACAAGUUUCU
Cyclopterus lumpus (lumpfish) is the source of this 1457-nucleotide messenger RNA. RefSeq names its product sonic hedgehog signaling molecule a (gene shha). Gene Ontology annotation, molecular function: calcium ion binding; patched binding. The transcript has 3 exons. Gene Ontology annotation, biological process: smoothened signaling pathway; regulation of gene expression; intein-mediated protein splicing. NCBI's taxonomy places the organism in Eukaryota, Metazoa, Chordata, Actinopteri, Perciformes, Cyclopteridae. The record is from RefSeq and is a predicted model, not a curated record. The coding region runs from base 4 to 1251 and encodes 415 amino acids.